Myodes glareolus (Bank vole) is the source of this 7575-nucleotide messenger RNA. RefSeq names its product ALG10 alpha-1,2-glucosyltransferase (gene Alg10). Lineage: Eukaryota; Metazoa; Chordata; Mammalia; Rodentia; Cricetidae. Gene Ontology annotation, biological process: dolichol-linked oligosaccharide biosynthetic process; protein N-linked glycosylation. The record is from RefSeq and is a predicted model, not a curated record. Gene Ontology annotation, molecular function: dolichyl pyrophosphate Glc2Man9GlcNAc2 alpha-1,2-glucosyltransferase activity. Gene Ontology annotation, cellular component: endoplasmic reticulum.
GCUUCACUCCGGAAACGGCGACCUCCUUGUGCUUCCGGCCAACGCUCUCCCAGCAUCCCUUGCGUGCCGGCCUCGCCCUAGCUCGCCCGGCAGCCACGGGCCUUGUGCGCUGGAUUUUGAGCGCGCGUCCGCCCGGGGCUGGGCCUGGGACGCGGCUGCGCGGCAUGGCGCAGCUGGAGGGCUACUACUUCUCGGCCGCCCUGAGCUGCACCUUCCUGGUGUCCUGCCUGCUCUUCUCCGCCUUCAGCCGUGCCCUGCGCGAGCCUUACAUGGACGAGAUCUUUCACCUGCCGCAGGCGCAGCGCUACUGCGAGGGCCGCUUCUCCUUGUCGCAGUGGGAUCCUAUGAUUACUACGUUGCCCGGCCUGUACCUGGUGUCAGUUGGAGUGGUCAAACCCGCCAGCUGGAUCCUUGGAUGGUCUGAACAUGUUGUCUGUUCCAUUGGAAUGCUCAGAUUUGUUAAUCUUCUCUUCAGUGUUGGCAACUUCUAUUUACUAUAUUUGCUUUUCAGAAAGGUACAACCCAGAAACAAGGCUUCUUCAAGUAUCCAGAGGAUCUUGUCAACGUUAACCCUGGCACUAUUUCCGACCCUCUAUUUCUUUAACUUCCUUUAUUAUACAGAACCCGGGUCUGUGUUCUUUACUCUUUUUGCCUACUUGAUGUGUCUUUAUGGCAAUCAUAGGACUUCAGCCUUGCUUGGCUUUUGUGGCUUCAUGUUUCGUCAGACCAAUAUCAUCUGGACUGCCUUCUGUGCGGGGCACAUCAUUGCACAGAAGCUGAGUGACGCCUGGAAAACCGAGCUGCAGAAGAAGAAGGAAGAGAGGCUUCCCCCUGUCAAAGGACCAUUUUCAGAACUCAGAAGAGUUCUUCACUUUCUUCUGGUUUAUUCCAUGUCGUUGAAGAACCUGAGUAUGCUUUUCCUUUUGACCUGGCCCUACAUCCUCCUGCUGGUUGCAUUUCUUGUUUUUGUGGUAGUUAAUGGUGGGAUUGUUAUUGGUGACCGGAGUAGUCAUGAGGCCUGUCUUCAUUUUCCUCAGUUAUUCUACUUUUUUUCAUUUACUGUUUUUUUUUCCUUCCCUCACCUACUCUCUCCUACGAAAAUCAAGACUUUUCUUAGCUUAGUUUGGAAACGUAGAGUUCAGUUCUCUGUGAUUCUGUUAGUCUCGGUAUUCUUUGUUUGGAGAUUCACUUACGUCCAUAAGUAUUUACUGGCGGACAAUAGGCAUUACACAUUUUACGUGUGGAAAAGGGUAUUUCAGAGACAUGAAAUUGUGAAAUAUUUAUUAGUUCCAGCCUACAUGUUUGCUGGUUGGACCAUAGCUGACUCUUUGAAAUCAAAGUCAAUUUUCUGGAAUUUAAUGUUUUUUGUAUGCUUAGUCACUUCUACAGUUCCUCAGAAACUACUGGAAUUCCGUUACUUCAUUUUACCGUAUAUUAUAUAUAGGCUUAACAUACCUCUGCCUUCCGUAUCUAGACUUGUUUGUGAACUUGGUUGUUACACAGUUGUUAAUUUUCUAACUUUUUAUAUCUUUCUGAACAAGACUUUUCAGUGGCCAGAUAAUCAGGACAUACAAAGGUUUAUGUGGUAAUGGCAGCAAUAAUUUGAAUUUUAAAAAUAGACUUUCUACAACAAAUAACUGGGUAAGUAGAAGUGGAAUUCCUUUUAGGUAAAUUCAGGGAAGUUGAAUAAAAAGCAUUAAGUUCAAGGCCAACCUAAAAGCCUGAGUAAUGAUCAUAGAGUAGCUAACAGCUGUCUGAGAAGCUCUGGUGCUGCCAGCUUCUCAGGUCUGGGCACUUUCUGUGUGUGCACAUGGAGGGUGCUGGGAAAGCUCCGCAGCCCUCGAACCAGCUGAUGUCCUUUUGUAAAGGACAUCAAAGAAUUUGAAGACCAUUUACAAUGAACUAGCAGUAUUUCUGAGUAAGUGGACAGAUAUUGCAGUAAAUAUUGCUCCGAUCUUAAAUUAGAAUGGUUAUACAGGCAUAGCAAAUCAUGAGCUAGAGGCUUUGGGAUGUUAUCUAGAAAUCAAGUUUAUUAAUUAAAAAUGCAGAAGUGGUGAAGCCAUUUGAACUAAUUCUAAAUUUGAUGUUUAUACAGGCCAAAGAUAAACUGUGCUAAUUAGAAUACCUAUUACAGAUAAUCUUUCUGUUAGGUACCUAGGGCUCAUGUACGAAAAUAACUGCAAACCUCGUGGCUUAGAACUUUCCCUCACAUGCUUACAGGCAGCAGCACCUGGACUCAGCGCUACCAUAGCUCACACCUUCAGGAGAUGGGAGUCCACUGUCCCCUUCAGCUCACUCCAGCAAUUGUUUGGGGUGCCUUAUAUUUGCACAGGUCCCUCCAGUCUGUCAGUGUCUUCACAGGGUUGUCUCUAUGAACUUCUUAUACAGAUAAGGCCUUUCGAUUUAGGGAUCCUCUAAUUCAUAUAAUUUAAAUUGCCCCUCUAGCCAGUCAAACCAUAAGAACUCAGAGGUGAGACGUUAUUGGUUCAGCUUUAUCUUAUAAUUUAGGGAACAGUAUUGGAUAUGACUCUGGGUUUUUCUUUUUGUCUUUUGGCUCUUUGUUUACUGUUUAUUCAUUUUAUUAAAUUUGAAUUUAAUAAAAUGAAUUAAUACAUUUAGUAGAAGUUUUUUCAUUCAACUGUUACUCCAUUACAGACACACAGACACUUGAUUAGUUGUGUGCUGUGACUGUAAACCCAGAACUGUGAAUAGAGCUUACUUUUUAACCCAUUUUUUUUUCUGAGUUUUACACAUGUGCACAUACACGCACACACAUGCACACACAAAGGGACCAAAAACUUUGCUUUUAUUGUUGGAUUAUGUUUUCUUCGAGUUAUAAAUAUGUGUAAAUUUGUAUAUAAGUUUAAAAGCUACUUGAAUAAAAGUUACAUAGUUCUAAGUGGUCAGGCAGCACAGACCAUUGCUUUUUGAUACUUAGAAGGUGACUCCAGUAAAACAGCGAUGGAGUUGUGAGCAGAUCCGAAGGCGUCCCCCAUUUCUGCCUUCACAAUCGAUUUAUUAUGAUAGAGAACUAAGUCCAGGAAGGUGAGAUUGCAAACACGUGCAUUUGAAUAAAGCAACUGCUGUCUGCUGCUCUCCUGCCAGGCCUUUUAUAUCUAGAAACACUGAGGGGAUGGAGGAAAGAUUUCGUUCCACGUGAUGAAAGGAGACUGCUUUUAGAGGUCCUGUUUUCUUCUGGUUGUAAGUGUUGAGUCACUUCUGAAUUAGACAUUGUGGAGGUCUACAGGGAGAGAAGGGAGCAGUCUACACUGCUUUCCAUAAGUGUUGAUAGUAGGACUUGGCAUUACAGAACAGGAGGCCAUGAAUUACAAGGUGCUAUUUAUUUUUCACUAUGAUUUAAAAAUGGAUGCAUGUUGAUGCUUUAUAGCGUAGAUGCUUCGUUAAAUUUUUCUGGGCAGUUGACAAGAAGAUGGUCAUUUGCUGGUGAAUUUCUCAGUCUUUGUCACUAAAUGACAGCAGGUGUCACUUUUGGUUAUUCAGAAUAACAGGUUCAUCUCGGAAAUAAUUUCUCCGGAAAGAGCCUUGCUUUUACAAAUAUUAUAAAUUAUAUUUCUGAAAAAGUUUGAAAGUUUUCCGAAAAUUAAGUAUUUUUACUUAUUAGACUUAAUUGAAUUUAUUGAUUAAUAAGUGAUUAUAAGCACAAAGCACCCUUGCAGGGGACCCUAAUGUGGUUCCUAACCCUAUCUAUCCAGGGCAGCAUAUCAGCCCUGUCAGCUCCACCUCUAGGAGAUCUCAGACCUCUGACUUCUGCAACCACCUGUACUCCUGCAUAUACCUCACUGCCCCACACAUAAGUAAGUUAAAAAUUCUCAAAGGUGGUUGUAGAAAAUGUACCUCCUGCUGAAGGACUUGUGGAGCCCUGCAGUCUUUAUCACUCCUCUUCCAGUAGGUAGUUUUAAAGUGUCUCAUUUGAAAGGCCUAGCCUUGAGCUUGAGUAAUCAAGUUAACCAGCUCUACCUUAUGUGAAAAUCCAUAGGCAUAGACUGUCAUUCCCAGAUAUAUACAGUGCAAUGUAUUUUGCUCGCAUUUAUGCUUCUUUGGGUACUUCUUUUAUGGCUGUGCCUCACUAAAUGGUGUGGAAAUAGUGUUCCUUACAUAAUAUGUUGUAGUACAUAAUAGUGCAAGAGGAAUUAUUCUCAUAGUUACCUGUGUUUAUCCUGUUAUAAAAUACCCGCUAUAAACUAAUGUCUAUAAUGUAUUUCUAGUGUAAGCUUAACUGACAUGACAUUGUGCUCACCCUAAUUGUCUAGAGAGAAGAGAAGGAAUCCACAGCUUUAAUGUAGAGUUCCUAAAGAGCAAGCAUGUAAUUUAGGUCCACCUCAAAACUACUCAGAUAAAAAGAAUAUCACUAUUAUCUUUGAAGCAAUUGGAAUGUCUCUAAAUGAUUUUUUAAAAAGUGGACGUGAUAUUUUACCUAGAGGAAAUUAAAAUAAGAUUGUAGAUUGUACUUGAUUUUGGUACCAGAAUAAAGACAAGUUGUUGAAGGACAGUUGUUUAUUCCUAAUUGCAAAUGAGAAUGUUAUGUCUGAAUUCUGGUUAGUAUCUGAUGUAUGUCUUACCCAUUUCAACAUGGAUCCAUACCCAUUACACAGCCAUAAAGCGCGUAAAUACAUCAUAUGUUACAUGUUGGAUAAAUGUAUAUUGAAUGGAGUUUUCAGCAUAGAAGCAAACAGGUAUCCUAUAAAAGAACUGUAUUACCAACUUAGAAAGUAAAUUGUGUUUUAUAAUGAGAGCUACCCUAACACCUCUUCUGUCUGUUUUCUGAGUAUUAUUUCCAAUAGUAUUUAGUACAAAUGUACACAUUUAGUGUAUAUGUGCUACCUGCAAUAGGAUAUGAUUUUAAUACUAUUUGAAACACAGUCAUCUCAAUAAUUAUAAUAGAAGUUUUGAUGAUUUGUGAUUCUUUAAUUAUGAAAUUUCAGCUGGUUAGAAACGUCUGAUGUUCGACUAUUUUAGCUCUAGGAAGGAAUGAAUUACUGUAUUUGGGUGAUUUUUAUGUAUUUGAAUUUGAUGGCAAUAUGUUGUUGAGAAAUAUAUAUUAAAUUAGAUAAUGAUGAUAUUUUAAUAUACCCAUGAAUCCUGCACUAAGUUCUGUGAUGCCUGAAAGUUACUUCUAAAAGUAAAUUUUGUGAUAAUUUGGUAAUCCGAUAAUAGUCAAUAUUUUAAAAUAAGAUAUUGAUCAGUGGUAGUUAGUUCCUUCAGCACUGUUAAACCAAAAGUAGUUAGGGUAUGAUUUUUUUAAAAAAAAGUUAUAUUAAGUAUUACAUCAUAUUUGUAUUUGGAAAUUUGAGUUUAUUUGAGCUGUGUGUUUAUCACUGUUUAAGAUGAGUAAGAAUCAAAAAAAAAUUCCAGUAGUUGUCUUCAUCUAUUGAUGAUGUUUUGCUGUUAAGAUUGAUCUGUCUGUCAUCUCUCUACCUACCUGCCUACUACAUGCUUUUUCACUCGAGCCCACUCACAUGCCUAUGAUGUAGAUGCUGAUUUCUUUUUUGACUGUUGGAGAAGCUGAAUGCUAGCAUCCUGGUGACUCUCCAAAGUCCAUUCCUUUUGUCAUUGAAUGUAAAGCUGUGAGCUUUUGCUAUUCUGCCUCAAUGUCGAAGUUCAUUAAGAGAAAACAGGGAGUGAAGUUUCCACUCUGUACUGGUCAGACCCCUUGUGUUGUAUUGCUGAUAACUUACAUGUUCCUGAAAAUGUUAGAAGCUUUUCAGAGGUGUACAGAUAAAAUGAUAAAUACUACAUGGUUUCAUUACAAGACAAAUUGCUUUAAAAAAUUCUCAUUUUUUAACUUGGAAAAACAGCUCCAAUAACAGUAAGUUCUUAUUUUAAAGGCAUUAUACAUUCUACAUUGCUUUUAAUGUAAAUUGGAGAUUGACAAAUAGGUUUCAGAUCACAAGAAAAAUGCCUUUGUUUUUAAUUACUUGGUCUUUUCAGGGAUAUCAAACUCCCCAAAUAAGUUUUGUAUUUACUGAAAACAUUUCGUCAGGAAAGUCAAUGACUAGAAAGAAUAGAUAUGGCAUAGUUCCUUUGCCAGAUGUCUCACAACCUGCCAUUUUAAGCCUGUGGUUUUGAAGCUGGUUUUCUUUAUGUUCUUUGGUAAGAUAAGUUCAAGUAUUUCUUGAAGUAUCCUGCCUUUGAUAUAGUUUGUUUCUGAAUUAAAGUAGAACUUUUAGUUCUUGUUACCCUAUUUGUGAGACAAAUUUGAGUUGUGCAACGUAGCCAAAGGUGAUACAAUAUUUCAGUGUACCAAUAAUACAGUAUUUAUCUUACCUACAUUUAUAUUUCUUUGUCAGUGGAAAAAAAAAUGUGUUUGUGUUUUCCCUGUACUUCUAAAUAGGAAAGUACUGUCUGUAUACAUUUUUAAUGAAGUGUUUACCAGGUGAUGACAAUGUGCUAUAUUUUGAAGCGUUCUUGUAAUUUAACUUUUUUUUUACUAGUCUAGGUUAAACUUUUUAUAGUUUUGUAUUUUGAACCACGAAGAUUUAUAAUUAUUCACCUUUAUUAUUGUUUGUUUUUUAGGAAGGGUCUCAUAAUCCAGGCUAGCCUAGAAUUUGCAAUGUAGCCAAGAAUGACCUUGAACUCCUGAUUCUUUUGCCUCUACCUCUGGUCUGCUGGGAUUAUAGGCAUGCUGCACCAGGCCUAGUUUAUGCUGGGGAUAAAACAUACACCUUAACUGGUCCUGCUUAUUAUACUGUGACUCAAAAUGUUUUCCUGAGUUACAUGAAGUGAAGGUUAAUGUAAAAACAAAAAUCACUUAUUCCAUAAUUAUGUCUCAGAUGAUAUAACCUAACAUACCGUGCCAUGGAAUUGUUUACCUCACGGGUUUUAGGAUUGUUUCCAACAGUAGUGAUGGGUUUGGAAACUGCUUUACGGCUACUGCUGUUAGUCUUUGCUCGCUCACUGUAUCUCAGUUCUCUGGUAUUAACUCUACCCAUGCAUGGAGAAACUAUGCCAAGAGAGAUUAUUUGUCCAAUAUUACAGAGUAGCUGGUUGAGCUUAGGUUUAUGAAUAGGCAACCUGAGCAUAAUCCUGUGGUUGUUUGGGGGAGUGAGUAAAGGACACUAAACCUACCUUCACUUUUGUAGCAUUUUAGGGGAAAAAAUGCCAUGGAACUAUAAUUAGAUGAACUACUUUUCUAGCUCAGACAAGUGAGGCACACACUAACUGGCUCUUCUAGAGCAGACAAUCUUCCAUUUCCCAUGUGUCCAUCAGUGCUUCAGAUUGUAAGUGGACACAAAAUCUACAAUGCAGGCUGAAGUUUUCAUUCCUAUUAAUUUACAAGGAAGCAAAGAUCUUUGUUAUCAAAUAGAGAUGUAACUGCUUAAAACUUAAUUUCUCCAAAAAACUCCUAUUUUGGAAAAAUGGUUGUUUUAAAUGAUCUGUGAUUUUUAAACCUUUCUGGAAGAAUUUGAUCUUUGUUUUAGAACUAUAAAUAUGUUUUAAUGUGAUUUUUAAGGUUUUACAUUUUAUUAAAGACUGCAGUGUUUGACUCUGAAAUUGUAAUUCAUGUCAUUUAAACUUAAUUAAAUCUAUUUAUAAGAAUAAAAACUUUUUAAAUAA